UAUCUUAAUAAUGUCAACAAAUAAUACCAUCGAUCACACACUUGAGGAAUCCAGUUACCUUAAACAACAUUCUGAAGAUCGAGCGGAUUAUGCGUUCCCUUUGAGUUUUCAGAUUCGAAGAAAUAAAAGGUCAACUAAAGAAAGCCUUUGGAAAAAGGCUUUGUGUCUCGUACGGGGACAUGGGUUGUAUUUUUACAGCGAUCUUAAUAAUUUAAAUAAGUGUUCUAUUUUUGAGAUCUCCUUAAACUGGUGUACUUUUGAAGAUUGUAGUAAAGAAAAGAUAAAUCGUAUUUUUAAAUUAAAUCAUUUGGGAAAAAGUAAUAUAUUACUGUCUAUUUAUUGCAAAGUUGACGAGGAAGAUGAAUUGAGAGUAAAGAAACUUUGUUCUCAGCGUCCGCUGAGGUCUAUAGUCCCCUCUAAAUCGUCUGAUUUUUCUUCUGAGAAAAACUUUUUUUUAAAGAAAAAGGAUCGUUUGUUUCAUCUUAAAAAACGAGUGACGCCCAUUUCUGAUUUGGAUUUUAAAAUUAUAAAGCAACCAACGAAAACUUUUGGAGUUUCUUUAACUGAAUAUCUUUCUUCGCGCCCGAAUGGGAUUCUUAUUCCUAUUAUUGUCACUAAAAUUAUUGAAGAAUUGAACCGUCGGGGGCUCCAAUUGGAGGGAAUUUACCGCCAAAGCGGUUUUGUUUCCGUUAGAAACGAAUUGAAAUCCGAAUUUGAUAAUAACGAAUUAGAAGUUGAUUUAACGGAAGAAAAAUGGCACAACACACACUCUAUUGCAGCAACUCUCAAAAUGUACUUCCGAGAACUGCCCGAGUCGUUAUUUACCGACUCGUUAGUCCACGUGUUUUCUUCCCUUCAAACGCUUGACGAUUCUGAUGCUCUUUUAGUUUGUUUGUACCUAAUAAAAUACGUUUUGCCUCAGGAAAAUUAUAACACGCUUCAAUAUUUAUUGAAUCACUUGAAUGAUAUCGUUGAGGAGCCUAAAAACUUAAUGGGUUCUGCCCAGCUAGCUAUCUGCUGGGCUCCUUCUCUGUUCGGCGUUGACCAGUUUCCAAUUGCUUCAGGCUGUUUUGUAGUUCAACUUUUGCUGGAGAAUUUAAAAACUUUUUUUGAGUCUUCAUUGGCUUCUGAAGAGAUCAAAAGAAUUCUGAAACUUUUGCAGUCGACCGGAAUUGACGUUUCUUCUUUUCCUGUGUUUGGAGAAGAAAAGAAGAAUUCAGCGGAAAACAGCUCCACUUCGUUUAGUAAAGAAGAGAAUGAAAGCUCGAAUUCGUUUACUUUCGAGUCAUCCGACCCUCAAAAUUCAUUAAAAUUUUCUCCUCACGGGGAUUUUCCCGAAAUACAUAAAAAAUAUUUUUUGCAAGGGCGAUCGAAAAGUCUUCCGGCGAAUAAAAAUUCUAUAAAGCUUCUGAUAAACGCCGAUAAGAAAUUUUUUAAUAAAUCGAGCAAAUCUGAACAUUUUGAUAAGCCAAACUUGGUAGCGUGCAAAAAGUCUAAUGAAAGUGUGCAGGAAAGUUCGAGAAGUUUUGUUAUGAGUAAAAAUCCUGUUAAGAAUUCAGUAGAAAGAUUGGAAACACCGCUUUCAGACAUAGCUAGCUUUUCUGAUUCGAUUUUAUUAGAGCGUAUUAGAAGUACGACGGUUCCUACUGGCGCAGGAUCUGCUUGGAAUAAUAAUAAUAAUAAAGCCAGCAGCUUGUCUUCCGCUUCAUUGGUCGGUAAAAAAACUUUUCAACCAAUUACUCUGGCAGAAAGUACGAAUGAUUUGAGGAAAAAACUUUCAGAAUUGCAUAUAAAAAAAGGAACAUCCUUUUCUGCAGAUCAUGAAGAUGAAGUAAAUGAAAAUAAAAAAAUGGAAUAUUUUUCGCAUUCAAUUUCUUCUUCGAGCGAAUACAAAGUGAUGGCUGAACUUUUAGAUCAAGAAGUUGCUGUACUCGACGAGGAAAUCAAUCAACUAAUGCAUUUACUAUAAAAUAAGUGAGACGUAAAAGCACUGAACAGCGGAAGGAAAUUUAUAUUCUUUUUUUGUAUAGAAACUAAAUUUCUGAUUUGGAUUAUUCGGGAAUUUAUGAUAUAUAGAUUUUUUAUAAAUAAAGCAAUUUUUUUUUCUUU
Messenger RNA from Zophobas morio, 2109 nucleotides. RefSeq names its product rho GTPase-activating protein 15-like. The coding region runs from base 11 to 1969 and encodes 652 amino acids. The record is from RefSeq and is a predicted model, not a curated record. Gene Ontology annotation, cellular component: cytoplasm. The transcript has 14 exons. Gene Ontology annotation, biological process: signal transduction; regulation of GTPase activity. NCBI's taxonomy places the organism in Eukaryota, Metazoa, Arthropoda, Insecta, Coleoptera, Tenebrionidae.